This is a messenger RNA of Vitrella brassicaformis, 5267 nucleotides long. The record is from the annotation of a GenBank genome assembly. Lineage: Eukaryota; Vitrellaceae.
CUCGGCCCAUAGCAUAGACACACACACGCAAAACAGACAGACAGACAGACAUCCACCUCACCUCCCUCACCACAAAGCCCAUAUAUCCCAUCCCGUCCACCAACUAGAGCCUUCCUACCACACUCUCUGUCUACCUACCUCUCUGUCUACGGCUCGCAUCACCCCCGCCCCUCACCCCCGCCCCUCCCCCUCCACUGUCUGCUGCUGGUGCUCCUCCGUCAUGGCGAAGCUGCUCACCCCGGCCCCGGCCUCCUGCUGCUCGUUCCCCUCGGCCACGGUGGCGUGCUGCAUGGGCUCCGCCAGGAAAAGGUCCAGUGCGGGACACUUGAACGUCUCGUAUGACUGCAGGAUGGCCGUCAGGUACGCCUCCAGACGACAACCCCGCUCCUCCUUCUCUCGGUCCUCUGUGCACAUGGGAUGGGCAAAGAGGGUGUGUGUGUGUGUGUGGGAGAGGGAAGGAGUGGUUGGCUUGGCUUACGUGCUGCUCGUGUGGCGAGAAGGGUGAAGCCUCUCUGUGGGAAGAGAACUUCUUGGCCAGCUCACAGUGCAACUCCUGACAUACACACCACACACACCAUAGACACAAUGGAUAGAGGCGGACACACAGACAGACAAACAGACGGGCGAACCGACCGACCUCGAAUCGUCUGUAGGGUCGCUCGAUGGCCCAUGUCUUGACGCCGGUGGGCUUGCACCGGUACAGCUGCAGGGCGUAGGCAGUGUCCUUCUCCUGAUGCACCGUCACCGUCUGCCACAUCCGGCAACGCACCUACACACCAUCCAUCACACACAGCCAACAUGACCACUGUCGGCGUGUGCCCAUGCAUCCCAUCCCUUUAUAUAUCACAUAAGGCCUUACAUGCCACUCCUGCACUGGCUCCGUAGAGCUGCCAGGUGGCCGUGAGAGCAGCGGGGGCGAUGGCGCGCUCUUGGGCUCAGCUGUGAGGAACGAAGGACGCGCGGUGGUCGUGCGCUCUAGUAUAUCACACAGACAUCACACGGACACGCACACGACCUCGCUGAUGCUCGCCCAGACAGCCACACACACACAGAGAGGUGCACUCACCUGAGGACACAUCGGCAGUGCCCGGCUGCUGCACCCGACGGGACAUUUCAGCGGCGCCCUCCGACUCCAUCGCCAUACUGACACCAAACCCCGUACACACACACACAGACACCAGCCCCCAUUGUGUGCCUAUGUGUCUUGUGUGCGUUGCCUCCUUCCCUCCAUCCCACAGGCCCACCAACCCACCCACCUUGGCAGAGAGAUCGAUUCGCUGCCCGACGAGGCCUUCCGCGCCCAUGCGUGUGUGUCGCCGCUCGGUGAGGAGGCCGUUGGCCGUGGGACCUCAUUCAUGGGGAUCUGCAGGAACUCCCACAAGUCGGGACACGACGCACACGCGGGGUCCUGCACCACCUGCAGACAUGCACCAACACACAUACAUACACAGACAGACAGAAGGGCGUCCGUCCAUGUGUGUCGAGAGGGAGGGGGCGAGGGGGAGCGGAGGGGGUGUCUGACCUGGUUGAGCCAGUCGGUAAGGUCAGCUUUUCGUUUCUCGUAGAACCAGUGGUCGCGCUUCAUGGUGUAGAACUUGCCGGGCAGCUUGGGCGGCGACACCUCCAAAAUGCGAUGCAGCUUCUUGAACAAGAUGUCGAACUCACUGCACACCCCACACCCACACACACAAAGAAAGAGAGAGAGACCAUCUCACGACACCGCCCCCUCGUGUGUUUCCUCUACUCUUAGCUACGCAUACACCCAUUCGCACCUCACCGGUAUCUCUUGACGACGGUGGAUGUCCGGUGCAUGGUGCUGGUGACCACCUCGUAGAUGACAUACGGCACCACGCCAGGUGUCCCCUCCUGCACCAGCUCGUAGCGGUCGAUGCUCACACGCACAGGAAUCGACCCGCCAGGCCCCUCCACACUGUAACCCACACCCACUCCCACACCCACACCCACGCCGCCCUUCUCUCCCUCGUGUGCGUGGGAGUACGCAGACGACGACAGCUGCGCAGAGGACGUCAACACGAUUUGUUGGUCGGGCUGCAUCAGCAUCUGCUCCUCGGCCGCUGCUGCAGCCGCCGAGGCUGCCGCUGCUGCUGUUGCUGUGUGGCGGGGCCUGCCCUCCCUCUCUCUCUCGAGCGGCGAUGGGAUGUCGUCCUGGGCCACGUCGAUUGACGCAGCCUCUGAGUAGGUCUCGUCAGAGGGCUUCCGCAGCCGAAGGGGGUUGUCGGGCUCAAACCUGCAGCACGUACGUGCGUGUGUGUGUGUGUGUGUGUUGGUAUGGUGCUGGCUGAGUGGCUUGCUGACCGUUUGAUGGCCUCCUUGUGCGCUUCGGUGAAUGGCCGCUGCUCGAUGACACUGAGCCCCAGGAAGUUGAGCAGCCCCAGCACUUGAGCAGGCCUCCUGCUGCACUAUCACCUGAAAAAACACAUUAAGAAACACCGAACCCAUUCACAGACAAUGGUGCACAUGUAGCUGGUUUCUCUCCCGCACCCGAAUGUACGCCUCGAGCCCUCGUCGCCGCUGGUCGAGAAAUGCCGGGCUCAGUGUUUCCUGCACAGACAGGGACGCACACGCACAUAUGAUCAGAUCAGAUCAAACCCAACGGAAUGCGGAAGGCGUGUGGGUACGUGUACCUACCUGUCUGAAAGAUUCCUUUGGCGGCAGGUAGCGGUCGCGGUUGAACUGGGACUGGAACACGCUGUUCAACGCCGCAAAGUCAGCGUACCUACACAACAUACACACAAACGGACAAAGACAGACGCAACAAUCAGCUCUGCUCCAUCUCCAUAUAUCCAUGUGUGUGUUGUUUGUGUGUGCUUGGCUGACCGUUUGAAGGACACUCUCGGCCGCUGCUCGCCCUCCAGACGAAGCAGCAUCUUGUAUCUGCACCAUCCACCAACCAAACACACAGACGCCACUGCCCCGUUUCAUCCCCCUCCCACCAUUCACUCACUCGGCAUGUAUUCGAUGCUGCACCGGGUCCGUCUGCAGCACCACAUUCGACAGCGCCACAUGCAGCUUCAGCGGCAACCUCUCGCCGCCACUGCCACCACCACCACCACCACCAGAAACACCCUCAGCAUCCCCCUUAGCAAAGACAUCCACAGCUUGCGGCGGCAACGAUGUCUGGUCAGCACCGCCGUAUCGCACUGCCCCUGGCUGGUCGACGGUGACUCGGUCAAGCAGGUCGGGCACUCUUGGCAGCAGGACGGUGGGUUCGCCGCGGUUGAGUCGUGUGAUGAGGGGCAGCAGGGCCAACGGGAUGUCGGCAGGCUGAUAGAAGGACAGACACGCCAGCACUAUCUGCAGAGAGGCAGGCGGACAGACAGACAGACAGACAGACAGAUUACGUCGGUUCUGUACCCAGCCGCCCACGUACCUCACAGAUGGAUGUGAGGAGGAGGAUGCAGGCCGUCCACAGAAAGAGGGACGACCUGACGGGCAGCUCCAGGAAGGGGUCGGAUGCCCGCGGGAUGGCCCAGCCGGGCGGCAUGAGGCCGACGGUGAAGGCCAGGACGAAGAUGCCCGCCCGCCAGAUGCCCUCCACCCCGCCCACCAGCCAGAAUCCGCGCAGCCCCAGCCACGACUGCGGCAGGAACCGCUGAUACUCCAUUGUGCAGAGCACCAAGGAAAAACCCUGACACACCACAGCAAGGGAGGCACACAGACAGAGAUAGAGACAAGUGGACAGAACAGACACACGCAUCGCUUGCAUUCGUGUCUGUCUGUCUGUCUGUCUGCCCCACCCACCCAUAGGACGAGGAUGUACGGGGGGGAGGCCGGCUUGAACCACGACAGCAGGGCCAACACCUAUACACACAAAACACACAAAGGCAGGGCAGCACAUAUACCGUAUGUAUGUCAAGGGGUUUGCACGUCACGUGCCGGCCGGCCGGCCGGCCACAUCGCACCGCACAUACCGCAGAGAGACCGCACAUGAGCCCGCGGAAGGUCUUCUUGGCCACGUGGACCGGCGACCUGCCGUUGCAGCCAUCCACCAACUUGAUCCACGCGCGCACAGGCAGCUCAGGCAGCUGGCUGACCGACUGCCUCGGGUACCUACCUGUCUGGCGGGCUGGAGAUGGCUGAUGUGUGCAGCUCGAACCACCGAACCACAAACAGUAUCAGACUCAACAAAUACCACAACGCGAUGCAGCUGCACCGACACCGACACCGACACCGACACACAGCGGACGGAGAUACACUCACUCAGUCCUUGCCCGCCUGACUGACUGCCUCUCCCUAUAGCACUGCAGGCCUUGCCUGCCAUCAGUCAGUCAGUCAUGCGGCUGACCUUUCGAUAAAGCAGUCGGUUACAUAUCCAUGGGAGAUCUGACCAGAAAAGACACAAACACGCCAUCGUUGUGCUUUUGGUGGAGCGUGAUGGUCCUGCAGCCAUGCCAUCUUACCAGCCCAUUCGGGCCGCACCAGCCCUCAACAGGUCUGUUCAUUGUGAGUCCUCCAGUGAUCAGCAAUGACGGAGCCGGGCUCUAGGCGCCCGUAACGCGACCCGUUCUCCUUCCUCCUUCUCCCUCGGAGUCCCUCUGCGAGCUCAGCUUGCGGUCAGCGCGUGAGACGGAAGGGAUCCCCAUCGCGCCCUGCAAGUCCCGCAGAUCAUCACAACGAUCAGAUCUUUGAGUCAGGCUCUGCGGUGCACGAUAUGGACUCAUCGACAAGCGCCGCAGCUGCCAGCUCAUCAUCCGAUUCGUCGCCGCCAUCCGUCGGAUUCGGCAUCUAUCGGCGUUCCAAGAAGAUCCUCGACCGUCCCGUGGCCUUCCUGGGCAUUCGGCUGUCAAACAGUGUGUUCCUGUGGGUGGGCGACACUGUGCCGAAUCAUGUCCUCGAGAGCAUGCACGUCGCAUUCCCCUCACCCCUGCACCUCCAUGUGGGCGGCAAGCGGCUCGAGGCAAAAAGCACAGCUGUCGUCAGGGAUGGUGUAAUGCUUGGGCAGCGUGUAGGGCUCCAUAGUCACGUGAAGCAUCAACUGCAUUGCAACAAGCAGCCAACAGACAUGGCAGUGGAUGGUGCGAUAGACGCAUUCGCAGCCCUCACCUGACUGACGCCGGGCGUGCUGUGGCGGCCGGCGAACAAAAGCACAAUCUGACAUGCACACACAGGGCACACAGACGUGCACAUCUGCAAGGAUGACAGGCGUCAUGCAAGUGUGUCCGCUCUCACCCGCUCGAUGCCAAAUACGAUGGCCGAAGCCGGCUGCCACCACGAGCAGCUCAGCAGCACUCAGAAACGGACCGGAC